Messenger RNA from Bursaphelenchus xylophilus (pine wood nematode), 4865 nucleotides. Lineage: Eukaryota; Metazoa; Nematoda; Chromadorea; Rhabditida; Aphelenchoididae. The record is from the annotation of a GenBank genome assembly.
AUGUUCUUGGAUGGUGAAGUGACCAUUCCUAUCUAUUAUGUUGUUGGCAUGGCCAGCGUUAUGGGUGGAAUGUUCGUUGUUUUUGCGGCUACCUAUUUCAAGAAUCGAAGACAGUACGAGACCUUUGAUUUGGACCUUCCCCCCGCUGGAUAUGACGAUUUGAAAAUGGAGAAAAGAGUAAAUUGGCCAGUGGAAUCGCGGCUCAAAGAGGUGGUCACUAUGAAUCCCAUUCAACCUCAAACGAGUUUGAAGAGCAAGGUCAAAGAAGCAUUGCCGUGGAAGAGCAGUGUAAGUUUUUCAAUUAUUCCUUUGCUUCGCCGCGAGAACGGUAUCCCUUUGAUUUCUCGAUCAAAAAAAUUUUUUCAACGCUUUUAAAUUUACAUAAUUUCAGUCUCAACAUGUGAUUGAUCAGCUGAAGCCGGAAAGAGUCGAAGAGUUCCGAGGCCGGCUGAAUUUUGCAAUUAGCUACAACCACGAUUCCGAGACGUUGUAUUUGCAUGUUCUGGAAGCCAUUGAUCUUCCAGUCAGAGAUCUCACAGGUAAAUAAAUAAUUAAUCUUGAACCAAAACUAACCGUUAGCCCUAAGCAUGUAUAAAUUUAUCUCGAUUUGAGGCUUUACUUUAGUAGGCCGAAUUCCUUUGACCAGAAACGAGGGUCGGGAGUAUCAACGUUAUUUUCAAAUGGGUUUAUUUCAGGCAGCUCUGAUCCAUAUGUGGUGUGUUGGAUCCUGGAAGAGCCGGAUCAAUGUCAGAAGACACGGGUGAUGCACAGAAAUUUGAAUCCGAAGUUCCAGCAGAUUCUCAGCUUCCAAGGUGGGGAAAUAUUUCGAAGUAUAUAAAAGGGAAACGGAAUAGUGCUUGCUAAAAAGUUUAUGUACAAAUUUAUACAAAUUGUAGAAAAGGCCGACGUCGCUUACGAUACUGUCGGCGAACACUAGGCGAAGGCUCGGCGGAGAGUCGGCGAAGACUUGCAACAUGUCCAAUUUUUCAAAUUUUAUAUAUCACUAACGUUAGUUCUCUUUAUCUUGAGCUAUUGUAACAUAUACAAGACCGAAAUUUGUGGUAAAAACGAAGAUACUUUACUUUUACCUAGAUAUUAUUGAUGUGAGUACAUGUAAAAUACCUCGAAAUAGGUUAUAAGCUAUCCUAGGACCGAUCAAUCUUACUAUUAUUUCUACUAACCAAGCUUUUUCCUAGCCUCCCCCAUGCAUAUAUACAACGACGCACUGACGCGAUCCAUAGUAUCCUCGAACCGAGCUGUCGCUUACCCGAAAACUCGUAGCGCCCUUUUUUCGGCCUUUGUUCGCGGCGCACUUGCGUUUUUCCCGCUUUUUUUGAAUUGCAAAAAAUCAAAUACAUGUCGCAAAACGGGCGUUUGUGCACGCUGCCCACAGCAAAAAGUCUAUGAACUCAAAGAAUAAAAGAUGUAGUACGAUUCAACCGCAAGAAUUCACAGGAGCUCAUUUUUGAUCCCUUCUUUUCGGUGAAAUUUUCCAUUGAAAUUUGGCCAUAAAAGCGGAGGAAAUGAAUCGGGCGCGGAAAUGAGUAUUCUCCCUUAUUGGAUUUGCGCAUUUCAAACAAUAAAGACAGCCUUCUUCUAUACUUUUUCGAAUCUUUCAAUCCCGGAUAGACCCUAGAACCUUUCGAAGCGACUUUUCAGACUGGAAUUUUGAGGCCUAUUUGUAAAAAAUGUAAAGACCUUGCUUACCCGUUACAAAAAUGUCCGUCUUUUCAACUCCUCCAAAUUCAAUGGAUAUUUACCGUAGCGGCCUCGUUUACACUUCAAAUUUCCGGGACUCUACUCAUCUCCAAAUUUUGGCUUGUUUACCAUCAAAAGAUGUCGCGCAUCGGCCGUUUUCCCUGCUUAUUUGGGCUCCUCAUUUAACUUUUGUUUAUUUUCCCUUCCCCAAAUCUCUUCGAAAUAGUUUCUGCUUUGUGGGUGGUGAAACUUUCUUGAGGGAUUAGCGUGACAAAGGGAAGUUUACCGGUCGGAAAACGGAGUUUAAAGGGCAGAAUGGAAAAAUUUAUGCGGUUUUGGAGCAUUUAAGAUUAGCUCUAAUUUUGGCGAAGGUGGCUAAAAGUUUAAGAUUAAAUUAUUCCCGUAUAUAUAUAUAUACCUAUAUAAAGAGUCUAUAUAUAAGUUUUAUAUACGAGUAGAGUUCUGCAAAGUUUUGUCACACUUCUUCGUUUUCCUACAGCUAUUGUUUGUGUAGAAAUUAUUUUGCGCAUAUAUAAUGGAGAAAUCAUACCGGAAGUAAAAAUGCAAAAACAGAAAAAUUGGUGUCCCAAGUGUAUUUGACAACCUGCUUUGUUUUUCUUUUCUUCCACCUUUCUUGUUUUGCCCAUACAACCGUUCAUUACGAUAGCAGCCCACUAUUAUCCUGUCACAAAUCAUUGCUUGUUGUCACAAGGUAGUGACCAUUACCUCAAAUUUUUACAUUUCUUGCUUGAGUCAAAAGUUGUAUAGCCGCAAUUUAUACGACUAAAAUGUCUUAGUUUCGCAAGGAGGUUCAUAAAUAUUCUAUGAGCCAAAUAUAGACGUGUUAACAAGUUGGCAAUUACUGAAUGUUUGAGUAAUUGGAGACCCUUUCUUGAAUUUCUCUCCGGCCAUUUUUUUCGACAUUUGCAGUCAUAAAGGAGUCCAAAUUAUUGGAAUCGGUGGGUAAAAGUUUUCAAGUCCUUCUUGAGGGUUUCGUUAUUGAAAGUGUUUUUUAGACUAUGUUAGCGAACUAAUCGAUGAAUUUUACUCGUCGCCGUGCUGCACGUUUUUCGCGCGACAGCGCACUGCGUAGACAUGUCAUGUCAAGACAUUUUUGCCCGUCUAGGUAUCUUGUAACCCUUUGCUCUUUCACUGAUUUACAUUGCUAGUUUUCUUCGAUAAUUAGGAUAAGCUGAAAACUCUACUGCUUUGCGCGCAACUUUACAACCAUUUAUCUAAUGGCUUCACAUCAGUAUUACUAAAUUAAUCCCCAUGCUCUAAGCUUAACGCGUCCUGCAUACACUUUUCUUACUUUUUUGAACCCUCAACUGUACUGAGAUUUGCAUAAUCGCUUCGGGCCGAUUUAGCAUAAUCUUCGGCCCGAUCUCAAUGUUAUGGGAAAAUAAAAUUUAAAAGUCUGCGAAGAACGCCUCAGGGCUUUAAGGAUGCGCGUUUGGUCGCUCUCUUCAUUUGGCUGGGGAUUUGGGAUGCAAAUUGUUGGGGACAAAGUUUGGAGAAAACGAGUGAGAAAAGAUGGACACAAACGUUUUAAGAAUGAGCUCAAAGCCCUUGACUUUGUUUGGGCUCGGAUUUGGCUAACAUGUGUGGAGGGUGCGAUUGACAGGAGCAUGGAUUGCUUUUGAUAGAAUAUAAUGGAAUUUUUGGGGCUGGAAACACUGUAGUAUAUAAAAAAACUUGCUUGGAAUAUAUACUUCAUCUGAUUCAUUUUACUUUGGUAAACGAUAGAUAUCGAUCACCCGGCCUACUCUGCUUUGCGCUAAAAUUAAGGUUGAAGGAACUUGAUGCUAUAUGUAUUGUGAGGAGGUGAAUAUCUUUAGAAUGGAAUUCCAACAAUUCAUCGGCUGACUUUUUGGUAUUUACAUUUAUGUAUUAUAUUACAAUCAUACAUCAGCUUGUUGUCUUGGGUUUACUUCCAUUUUGUUUCUAGCAGUCCGAUAAUCAUAUUUACAAUUAUUUCUGAAUCUAAAGAUAGAUGAUGUCUCGCCUCCUCAUAAGAAAAAGCCAUAGCAAUACAUUUAUAUUCCCGUUUUUUAAUUUGUUACAUCUCCGAUGUCCUAGAGAUUUCUCACUCCGCUGUGCGAUUAUAUCAGCUCGCAUAACCCCGCAAUAAUCUGAUAUUAUCCAUUAGGAUGGAUCGUUUGGCCGCAUGUCAUUUGAUGCACGGCUUUCUGCAUGUUCCCGGCCAUCGGAGAAGGCAUGCCACUUCGCCUUCGUGCCAGCAUCUCCGCUCCGGCCACAGAUCGCUGAGCUUGGCGGACCGGCGGGGGUUGAUAAAUCCUUCGAGGACGACGGCGCAUGGGCUGAUUUCCACGGAUCCGGCCACACAUAGUAAAUACUUGCGAAAUAUUAACCAAAGUUGCAAAAUAUAAGUGAAGAAAAAAAUACGAUGAUUUGGUUUGAAGAUGAUUAUUCAUGGCUUACAAAUUUCAGGGCAUUCCAUGAAGAAGUUGCAUGACAUGACCAUGGUAAUGCAGGUCAUGGAUUAUGACCGCUUCAGCGCCGACGACCCAAUCGGAGAAAUUUUGUUGCCCAUGAAGAAUGUGAAAUUCGAAAAAAGUCCAAUUUACUGGAAGCAUCUGCAACGACCGACUGUUCAUCGGGUGAGUCCUCAGGCUUUUGUUAGGCUAUUUCUACAAAAAAUUAUACGGAGUCUUUUUCUGACAGGCCAAAUUCUAACGUUAAUAAAGCUAUUCCAAAAAAACCUUUGUUUGCAGGAACAAGCCGGAGAAGUGAUGAUAACCCUAUGUUAUCUUCCCGAAUCCAACAAACUGAAUGUUUCGUUGGUGAAAGCCAAAGAUCUCCCGAACCGCGAAAAGAUUGGCACGGCUGACCCCUACGUCAAACUAUGGCUAGUGCAGAAGGGCUCCAAGCUGGAGAAGCGAAAAACCACGGUGAAGCCGCAGACCCUUGCGCCGGUUUUCAACGAGAUCUUCUCUUUUACCGUCCCAAACAAGGAGAAACUGGAGAAGGAGAUCAAUUUGGUGGUCUCGGUGAUGGAUUACGAUCCAAUUAGCAGCAACGACGAGAUUGGUCAUUGCGUGGUGGGGUUGUUGGGAAGAGAAUCGGGCGCGAAACAAUGGAAAGAAGCGUUGGAACACCCGGAGAGUGCGGUGACUUCGUGGCAUAAAUUGUCGCCGCAUUGGUGA